This is a messenger RNA of Linum tenue, 3784 nucleotides long. Lineage: Eukaryota; Viridiplantae; Streptophyta; Magnoliopsida; Malpighiales; Linaceae. The record is from the annotation of a GenBank genome assembly.
AGAGUCAUGGUAAAGGCGCAAUGAUUGACACAGGGAGCACACAUUCGACGAAGGUUCGAAAUACUAGUAGGUUUUCGUUGUACAACUAACAUCGAUAUAUCACAAGUGGUUGAGUUAGAGACGUGACCGAGGCUACCCAUGACCAUGAUUUGGAACUUGGAAGCUAUGUAAAUCAUACUGAUGUUUAAACAUGGUGUAGUUACAGAAGAAGCAGGUGAACAACAAGGUCCCAUGGUCUAGUGGUCAGGACAUUGGACUCUGAAUCCAGUAACCCGAGUUCAAAUCUCGGUGGGACCUAACUUUUUUCAUCUCUUCGCUCUUUCCAUUUUGCCAGAAUAUUAGAAUUGAGAAGAACGAACACGAAAACAAUGAAGAGGGAACAAAUCCACAGAUCAAAACCGCUUAUCCAAAAUGUGAUUCAAAAGCACUAAACCAAAUCACAAUUCAACCGCCAAAUGGAGCAAUUUCCAGCAAAUUUCCCGACUCGAUCGUUUGUCUUCACUUUGUACUGCACCUAUCGCUGAGCCAAACCACAAUGUCCCGCCGGAUCAUGGCAAUGUUCUCAUCCGUCUCUCCGAACAACAGCGAAUGCAGCAUCCCGUCGUAGAUCUUGAUUGUCUUAUCCUCGCUCGCGGCCUCUUCGUACAGCGCUCUGCUAACAUUCGGAUCCGUGACCACAUCCGCGCUUCCGUGGAGGACGAGGAAUGGAACCCUAACGUCUCGCAAUCUGUUCCCCAGACAGUCCGUAGUCCUAAUCAGCUCCACCACUGUCCCGAGCCGCGGCUUGCCUCUGUACCUCAUCGGAUUCAUCUCCGCGACCUUCACCUUCUCUUUCACUUUGACGGAUUCACGGAGUAGGUCUCCCGUGGGGACGAUGGGCAGCGUCGGGAGGAAUUUGGCGACGAUGGUGAGGACCUCGGGGAUCGGCCAGCGAGGUUUGAUCUCGUCGGCGAUUCGGCACAUCGGGGCGACGAGGAUCGCGCCGUCGAAGGCGGUAGGACUUUGGAAGUGGAUGAGGAGGCACAUCGCUCCGCCCAUGGAUUCGCCGUAGAGGAAUGAAGGGAGGCCGGUGAAUUGCUGGUCUCGUUUGAUGGCGUUGAAGUAGGAGAGGCAGUCAUGGACGACGAGGUCGAUGUUGGGAACGUAGGCUUUCAGGCCUUGGGAUCUCCCGUGGCCUUCCAUGUCGAGGCUGAAGCAGGCGAAGCCGUUCUGGGCGAGGAAGAUGGCUGUGGAUUGGAAGGUCCAGCUGCAGUCGUUGCCGUAUCCAUGGACCAUACAGAGCAGGGCGCGAGGUGGUUUGGAGGUGUUCGGCAGCCAUGAACGGGUAAAGAGCUUCAGGCCUCUGGGUGAGGUGUAGAAUGAAUGCCCUGCUCGAAUUCCUUGCUGUUUGUAGUACUCUUGCUCUGGGAGAUCGCCCCAGUAGUGGAUUUCAUCGCUGCUGGUUGGUGGAAUUUCUUGCUCCUGCAUUCUUGGAGAGGGUUGGCCGAUUGGGAUGAAUCGUGAGAUAGUCCGGCGUUUUUGUUGCUUCUGCUGCUGCUUAGGAUUGUGUGGUGGAUUGGUGGCUGGAUGGUCAAUUUUGUCACUUUUCUGAUUUGUCGACAACAGCCAACUGUCAUAAAAGUUUCCAACUUUCAUCAAAGCUGAAGUUUCAGGAAUAUGCUGGGGCAAUGGAAUCAAGUGUGGGUCUCAUGACACUUGGACAAAGAUGGAGAAGGCAGUUGUACUCGAAACUUGAGGUCAGUUUACAUUCUUGGUUCGUCGCUUUUAGAUAUAGGUCAUUGGAUGUUCAAGAUUUGUUUUCUCCUGAAGAAUGGCAAGAUUGCAGAUUAUUUGCAUCCAGGUAUAUUUUUAAGAUAACAUGUAGAUAAAGUCUACCAGAGAGAACAUUUGGCAUAGUGGAUGGGAGAAAACAGUGCCAGACAAGGGCAGUAUGUUAUUGAGAAGAGACUGAACACAUUGGUCAAUGAUCAUCUUGUGACUAAUUUACCUAACCAGCCAGAAGUGGACUUCCGCCACUAUGCUGGAUUUCUUACUGUGAAUGAAACAAGUGGGAGGGCUCUGUUUUACUGGUUCUAUGAGGCAGCCACCCGUCCUGAUGAAAAACCUUUAGUUCUCUGGCUUAAUGGAGGUCCAGGAUGCUCUUCUGUGGGAUAUGGAGCAACUCAAGAGAUUGGCCCUUUUAUAGUGGAUGCUAAUGGAAAUGGAAUUAAGUAUAAUCCUGACUCAUGGAAUAGAGAGGCCAACAUGCUAUUCCUGGAAUCCCCAGUUGGAGUUGGAUUUUCAUAUUCAAAUACAAGUACAGAUUAUAAUAUCCUGGGAGAUGAAUUUACAGCAAAUGAUGCCUAUGCCUUCCUGCAUAAAUGGUUUCUCAAGUUUCCAUCGUACAGAACUCGGAUGUUCUACAUAGCAGGGGAGAGCUACGCGGGAAAAUACAUCCCGGAGCUUGCUGAGUUUAUAAUUGACAGGAACAAGGAUGCUUCACUUCAUAUAAACCUCAGGGGUAUUUUGAUGGGUAAUCCCGAAACAAACGAUGCCGAAGACUGGAGAGGUAUGGUAGAUUACGCCUGGAGCCAUGCCGUGAUCUCAGACGAAACCCACAAGGUAAUCAGCCUGAGCUGCAACUUCAGCAGCGAUGACACUUGGAGCAACAACGACUGCAGUGAUUCUGUCGAUGAAUUGCUGAGACAGUACAAGGAGAUCGAUAUCUACAGCCUCUACACCUCGGUCUGUGCAAGGAAUUCCGCAAGCUCGGAUCAGAAAUCCACCCAAGUUAUGUUCACACGUGCUUCAAAAAUGUGUCAGAUGCCGAGAAUAAUGGGUGGGUAUGAUCCAUGUCUGGAUGAAUAUGCAAAGGCUUUCUACAACAGGCUCGAUGUCCAGAAGGCCCUCCAUGUGAGCGAUGGCCACCAUCUCAGGAACUGGAGCAUCUGCAAUGAGACGAUAUUCAAUGAGUGGAAGUACUCCAAGCCAUCCGUCCUUCCUAUCUACACAAAGCUGAUUGGAGCAGGAAUCAGGAUCUGGGUCUACAGCGGGGACACGGAUGGGAGGGUACCUGUGCUGUCGACUCGGUACAGCAUAAGCUCGCUGGGGCUGAAGAUAACCAAGUCAUGGAGGCCAUGGUACCACCAAAGGCAAGUCAGUGGGUGGUUUCAGGAGUAUGAAGGCCUGACAUUUGCCACAUUCAGAGGAGCAGGCCAUGCCGUCCCUAUCUUCAAACCCAGCGACUCCCUCGCCUUCUUCUCCGCCUUUCUGCUCGGCGAUGCUCCACCUUCUGCCCGAUGAACCCUACCUACAACCCAGAAAGGAGAGGAUACUACCAAUUAUUAGUUUGCAAUAUGAUAUAUCAUCGCAGAGUUCCCUUUUCUGUUUGUUCCCCUUCUUUCCUUUCCCUUUCCAGCCACCAGCCUAAAAGGUUUUUGCUUUGCAGAGUAUGUGAUAGAAAAGCAAGGGAAUGUAGUAAUACUCUUACUAGUAGUAGUAGCUUUUAUUGGAGCGUGUAAAUAAACGCCCCAAUAAUAUUGCAGAUUGCUCCAAAAAGGGUGUUGGUCUUUUCGAACCCGUAGUAUUGGGGCCUAAAAAGCCCACCUGGAAGAAUGAAUAGUACUGGAAUGACCAUUUGAUGGCACCAUAUCCAUUUCUUAAAGCCCAGAUCCAAAUAUGUUUGUAUGCUACACGGACAAUAAUUGUAACAUGGAUUGAGUUGGGUAUUUACGGGUUGAAUGCUCGAGAAUGCUCAUCCAAUGCAAGUUCUAUAAAAGAAAGCGCUCGCUCAACAUUAAACCGU